UAUAGCCCCUCCUGCCCCAACGACUUUCUUUAACGCAAGUGUCUUCAACCUCCAAAUUCCCCUCUACUGAGUGGUUCCUAUCAACUCCUGUGACCUCUACAAGUCAUCCUUUCAUCCUUCCUUUCUUUCUUUCUUUCUUUCCCAUCUCUCAAUUUUCUUGAAGAUGGUCACUGAUGGAGAACAGAAGAGAUUUUGUAUGUUAAUGGCUGUAAGGGAUUCUGAUUAUGUGAAGAAAGUCUAUGGUGGGUACUUUAAUGUAUUUCUUAAAGCAUUUGCAGAAAAAGGGGAACAAUGGGACUUCUUUAGGGUUGUUGAUGGAGAGUUCCCUGACAUGGAUGAUCUUCAUAAGUACCAUGGUUUUGUCAUCAGUGGUAGCCCUUCUGAUGCUUAUGGAAAUGAGUUAUGGAUCUUGAAGCUUUGCUUUCUUUUGGAAACACUAGAUGCCAUGGAAAAGAAGGUCCUUGGCAUAUGCUUUGGUCACCAGGUAUUGUGCAGAGCAUUGGGUGGUAAGGUUGGGAAAGCUAAUGGUGGAUGGGAUCUUGGGUUGAGGAAAAUAAGGAUUGUGGAAGACUUGCCCCUUUGUAAUAACUUCUUUGGUGCCCUUCAGGAUAUCCCUCCUUCCCUUACCAUCAUUGAGUGUCAUCAAGAUGAGAUAUGGGAAGUACCUUCGGGAGCUGAGGUGAUUGGGUUCUCAGAGCAGACAGGAGUGGAGAUGUUUGUAAUUGGAGAUCAUAUAUUAGGCAUCCAAGGCCACCCUGAAUACACCAAAGACAUCUUAUAUGAAAUCAAUCGGCUCACUAAUAACAAGUCCAUACAGAGAGAAUUUGCAAGAGGAGCAAAAUCAGAUGGAUAG
Molecule: messenger RNA, 853 nt
Organism: Macadamia integrifolia
Lineage: Eukaryota; Viridiplantae; Streptophyta; Magnoliopsida; Proteales; Proteaceae
Product: gamma-glutamyl peptidase 3-like
Exons: 3
Coding region: 164-853 (229 amino acids)
Cellular component (GO): cytosol
Source: RefSeq, a predicted model, not a curated record